Molecule: messenger RNA, 7086 nt
Organism: Drosophila pseudoobscura
Lineage: Eukaryota; Metazoa; Arthropoda; Insecta; Diptera; Drosophilidae
Gene: IntS6
Product: integrator complex subunit 6
Exons: 3
Coding region: 797-4960 (1387 amino acids)
Biological process (GO): snRNA 3'-end processing
Cellular component (GO): integrator complex
Source: RefSeq, a predicted model, not a curated record
CCGGCUUUGAUUUAUUUAUUCCGUUGCAUCUCUUUAUAACUGCUCAUCCUAUGUACUCCCGUCCUACCAUUUUUCCAUCUCGCACGCACACAUGCACACACACACACAAUCCGCACGCUGUCAGAGAUGCGUGUAGUAGUCGUGUGUGAGUUGUGGCUCGAUCGUGACAGCACGAAAUUGUGUAAUCGAUUGGGGAUUACCUCAGCUCACGGUUGUGUUGUUGUUGAGAAAAAAUCGCAAUGCUCUCGAUGGAUGGCCGCAAUAGGCUUUCAAGAACAGUUCAGUUGGGUCCGCUCUCAUCUCCAAUCAAAAAUCAAUCGAACUAGAUUAGCUUUUACCAUCGCGAGAUUUGUCUACCUGAGUCACGCGAUCAUCUCUAUUCAGUGAACGUCAGCAGAGCGUAGUAGCGUCCGCCGCCUAGUGGGGCAUCGUGCAAAGCAGAGCAAGCGCUCGCAAUGGAUUUCAUCGUUGCUUAGCCAGUCCAAAUGUCAGCUGUUUCGCGCAACAUGUACCAUAAAAGCAGUACAGCGAAACGCAGAAAAAGAGCCAAUCGAUCAAGCCCAGGACAGAAGAAGCAACAUCAACAGCCACAGCAAUUACAGCAACUACAGCAACUACAGCAAAAGCAGCAGAGGGUAGAAGAGGAAGAAGAAGCGUAACCACGCUGAGGAGAAUAGAAGCAGAAGCAAGAGGACAGACAAUAGAGAGUGAAAUUACGAGAGAUUCGUGAAGAUAAAAGAGAAUUAAGUUCAAGAAAGGACAGAAGGAAGAUCCCAAAUCAAAACCAAAAUACGCCAUGACAAUCAUACUCUUCCUGGUGGACACCUCGUCGUCCAUGUGCCAGAAGGCGUAUGUGAAUGGUGUGCAAAAAACGUAUCUGGACAUUGCCAAGGGGGCGGUGGAAACGUUCCUCAAGUAUCGGCAGCGCACCCAGGACUGCCUUGGCGAUCGCUACAUGCUGCUGACCUUCGAGGAGCCGCCGGCCAAUGUAAAGGCCGGCUGGAAGGAAAACCAUGCCACCUUCAUGAACGAACUGAAGAACCUACAGAGCCACGGCCUCACCUCGAUGGGUGAAUCGCUGCGGAACGCCUUCGAUCUGCUCAACCUGAACCGCAUGCAGUCGGGCAUCGAUACGUACGGGCAGGGCAGGUGUCCCUUCUACCUCGAACCCUCGGUGAUCAUUGUGAUCACGGACGGGGGCCGCUAUUCCUACCGCAAUGGGGUGCAUCAGGAGAUCAUAUUGCCGUUGAGCAACCAGAUACCCGGCACAAAGUUCACCAAGGAGCCCUUUCGGUGGGACCAGCGACUCUUCUCGCUGGUCCUGCGGAUGCCCGGCAACAAGAUCGACGAACGUGUCGAAGGCAAGGUGCCGCAUGACGACUCCCCCAUCGAGCGGAUGUGCGAGGUUACCGGCGGCCGCUCAUACCGCGUGCGCAGCCACUAUGUGCUCAAUCAAUGCAUCGAGAGCCUGGUCCAGAAGGUGCAGCCGGGCGUGGUGUUGCAGUUUGAGCCGCUGCUGCCCAAGGAUAGUGCCAGCAGCAGCAGCAGCAGUGGGACAAACGCCGCAGGAGGAGGAGGCGGCUCGGCGACACAGCAGUCGUCGUCGGGUUCAUCCUCCGCGUCGUCGUUGGAGCCCACACCGGACAUUGUCUUCCAGCCAAUCAAGAAGAUGAUCUACGUGCAAAAGCACAUGACCCAGAAGACCUUCCCCAUUGGGUACUGGCCGCUACCGGAACCCUAUUGGCCGGACUCGAAGGCCAUCACACUGCCGCCCCGCGACGCCCAUCCUAAACUGAAGAUCAUGACGCCGGCGGUGGAUGAGCCACAGCUGGUGCGCAGCUUCCCAGUGGACAAAUACGAGAUCGAGGGCUGCCCCCUGACGCUGCAGAUUCUCAACAAGCGAGAGAUGAACAAGUGCUGGCAGGUGAUCGUCACCAACGGGAUGCACGGCUUCGAGCUGCCUUUUGGGUACUUGAAGGCGUCGCCCACCUUCUCGCAGGUGCAUCUGUACGUGCUGGCGUACAACUAUCCCGCACUGCUGCCUCUGCUGCACGACCUCAUCCACAAGUACAACAUGAGUCCGCCCAACGAUCUCAUGUACAAAUUCAAUGCCUAUGUACGUUCCAUACCGCCGUACUACUGCCCCUUUCUGCGUAAGGCGCUGGUCAACAUCAAUGUGCCAUACCAGUUGCUGCAGUUUCUGCUGCCAGAGAACGUCGACAACUAUCUGUCGCCUACGAUCGCCAACCAGCUGAAGCACAUCAAGAACACCGCCAAGCAGGACCAGGAGAACCUCUGCAUGAAGGUAUACAAGCAGCUGAAGCAGGCCAAGCCCCCUUACCGCCAGGUGGAGACGGCCAAACUAUGCACGGGCACGGUCCUGCGCCGGGACCUUGUGCGGCAUCCCCUGCUGCGGGACACGUUCGCCAAGCUUCACGCGGAGAUCGAGCCGGUGGAAAACUAUACGAUUGUAGUUCCGCAACUGACGCAUCAGUCAUCGGCCAAGACGUAUCGCAAUCCGUUUGAUAUACCGCGGCGGGAUCUUGUGGAGGAGAUUGCCCGCAUGCGGGAGACCUUCCUGCGGCCCACGCUGCUGGUGGCCAAGGAUUCGGGCCACUGCCUCCCCAUCUCGGAAAUGGGCAACUACCAGGAAUAUCUCAAGAACAAGGACAAUCCGCUGCGGGAGAUCGAACCGACCAAUGUGCGUCAGCACAUGUUCGGCAACCCCUACAAGAAGGACAAGCACAUGGUAAUGGUGGAUGAGGCGGAUCUUAGCGAUGUGGCGCCCAUGAAGUCGCCGAAUGGCAACGGUCCCGGCGGCUCGCCGCCCGGCUCUUCGGGCUCUGGGUCGUCCGGCUCCUCGUCGUCAGGGUCUUCAUCGAGUGGGGGACCUGGGGGUCCCGGCAUGGGCGGCGGUCCCGGCGGCAUGUCUGGCCUCAUGCUGGGCCCUCACUCGGGUAGCGGGUUCGGCAAGAAGCUUGAUGGCACCUCGCGAGGACGCAAGCGGAAAGCGGGUCCCCUACCUCGUGCUUUUGAGUUCCGGCGCGUCUCCACAGACUCCCGGUCAUCUUGCUCUUCACCCCGCCCCUCGUCCGCGUCCGAAAGUGCCCCCAGCUCGCCUAAUCCAGCGGCGGCAAUAGCCUGCGAUUCAUCUGCGUCCCCGUCAGCGGCCAGCACGAGCUCUGGCUCCGGCUCCGGACUGACAGGAUCGGGUCCCAGCUCUGUCCCGGGAUCCGGUGGCCGUUCCAGUCCCAACUGCUUUGAUGAGGACAGCAACAGCAGCUUCGUCAGUAGUUCCAGCAGCACGGACCUGUCGAGCGACUCGGGCUUGUCGCUGUCGACCUCGGAGCGCCUGGGAGGCAUUGGCUUUGACUUUAGCGAGGAGGAGACCAACGACCAGGACACUGCCCUCAACGGCCAUGUGCACAACUUCAUCAAUGGGAUCAGCGACGAGACCAAUGCAACGGACACAGAGGCCCCGCCUGGGCCCGGUCCAAGGCCCGGAGCCCCGCCACCAAGCAACAUGUUGCCAGCCGCAGCCCCAGCCGCGCCUGAGCCCAUUGUGACAGCCACAUCUGUCCCGGUCGUGGGAGCAGCAGCUGCUGCGCCACAGGCAACGGUGACCUCUACGGCAUCCGGAGUGGUAGUGGCAUCCACAGUGGCAGCCUCAUUGGUCACUCCACCGCCGCUGCCGGCCGUAAGCAGCACCAGCAAUGGGGGACUGGGAUUGGGAUCUGGCGGUACUGGUGGCAGCAGCAGCGACCCGUCCUGCUCCUCCGCUUCGGCAAACAACUCGAGCGGAGUGCUGUACGUGCCCCUGAACGGAGUGACCACCACCCAUGCGGCGUACAGCAGCAACCGAGGUGGCAGCCCCACCUGUCCGAUGGGGUCCCACCUGGGCGGCCUGGGACCGGCAGGGAGUCACGGCCACAAGGGCAUCUCGCUGAUGUCGCUGUCCGGGGUACUGCCGAUGCUCAAUGGCUACACGCAUCAUGGAGUCAACAUCUCGCCGCCCUCGCCCCUGUCUGCGGUCCCACCAGCGCCACUGGCGACUCCAAAUCCGACGACCGCCAUCAGCAGCAGUAUCGGAUCGGUAUCUGGAUCCUCUGGCUCCAGCUAUUUUACCCACAAUGACAUCAAUGAUGCAUCUGAGAUCUCAAGAAUACUGCAGACAUGUCACAAUGGGACCAGCGGCUCUUCCGGCUCCGGUUCGGGAGGAACAGGAGGAGUAGGCAGUGGUAGUGGCAGUGGCAGUGGCAGUACCCUCAAUGGCAACGGCAGUCCCGAGCCCGAUGUUGGAGACGAUAGCGAAUCCCCGUUGUCCCUGGGGAUUGGCAAUAAUUUUGAUGCACUGAAGCGGCUGGCAGGUGGUGGCGCCGCCAGCAGUCCCCAUUUGUACUGGGGCAGUGGACUUAAUCAUUUCAUUAAUAACAACAACAAUAGCAGCAGCGGAGCAGCAGCUGCCACUGGGAACAGUAGCACCAACAAUCACCGGAAUCACAACAACAACAGCCCUAUGAAAAUGGAGAUCAAGUCAAGUCCAAGCUGCAGCUCCUCGCCGACGCACAACAGCAACAGCAACAGCAACAGCAACGGAGAGGUAAGUGCCGCAGCGCUGCUCAUAUUGUCGGAGGAGCAGCGGGAGGCGGCGCGUAAGCACAACAUUGACCUGCGGCUAAAGAUCUUUCGGGAUAUACGGCGGCCGGGACGCGACUACAGCCAGCUUCUGGACAACUUGGGACUGGUGAAGGGCGACCACGACAUGAAGUCCGAUUUCGUGGAGAUGUGCAUUGGGGAGUCGCGCCGGUUCCGGCGGCACCGCAUGGUCGGCAGCAUUCAGGAGUGGUGGGAACAGCGGCAGCAAUCGCAGCCGGCCAUCGAUCAGCAGCUGCAGCAGGAUCAGUCCCAGCCGCCCCAGCAGCAGCAACAACAAGAGGCAGCCGCCGCUACCAAGAGUUAACGUUGGCUCUUUUGGAACUGCUGAGCCCAAGCGGUAUUCGCCUGGGCUUGGGCGUGGUCGAGGGCGUGGCCAUGGCCAAGGGCGAGGCCGUGGGGCGCCAUCAGUCUGUGAUGUCAUCAAAAGCAACAACAACAAGAAAAACAUAAACAAAAACAACAAAAAAGAGAACCGUAUGAUAAAAAUAGGAGAAAGAACAGUAAAAACCAUAGACGUAAACGUUAACUUAACAUUAGCAGUAAUAAAUAACGGUAACAGUAUAAGAGAGAGUAUCAGAGAGGAGAGGUAAACGAUCGGCAUUGAAUUCUCGUCAAUUUCCAUUUAUGUAAAUAAUUGCCAGAGUCCCCUCCCCGCACGUUGUAGGAUUUUCAUCCGGGGAUAUAGUGAACGCGGUUAUACUGGAAAUCUGAAACGCAAAACGUGUACACACGUUCAUAUUGGGCAAUAUCUCUAUUUCGUAAGGACACUCUCUCGAGAUCUUUCUGUGUAAGUCAGAAUGAAGCGAAAGGCGAAAGCAAAGGCGACAGCGAGGUAUAUAUUCUAUAAGAAAAUGUUGUAAUUAUAUCGUAACGAUGUAGCCUUAGCCGUAGCUUAAUUACUGUACAACUCUUACAAUGUUUUGCAGUGUUUUUUUUUUUAUUAUAUAAAUAUUUACAUAUAUACACAUACAUAUAUAUAAUAUAAAGUAAUACCCUGAGCCCAUUCGUACACAUAAGGCCCCCAAAGCAAUUAAUAUAAAUAGACUUAUAUCUCGAUAUAGUGCGAAUAAGACAGAGAGCGAGAGAGAGGGAGAGAAGUAAAACAACGUGUGUAUAAGAGGGAGGAGAGAGGGUGCGUGAGUGUUGUAGGGAAAAGCUUUCGCUUCUUGAGCCAGAAUUUGUAGCCAAUUUUUUUGUUGGACCACACACCACAGCCUCCGUUCCGUGAAUGCGUAAAUGAUUUGCUUUUUGUUUAAGCCCUUAACGCGAAGAAUACUAAGCCGAUGACAUACCACACAUACACACACACACACAAACUAUAUGCAUAUGUGUAUAUGUAUGUGUAUAUCCAUAUAUAUAUAUAUAGAGUAUAUUGAUUAUUUCUAUAUUUAUUGCCCAGAAUAGAAAGAUCAGAUCGGUUCAGAGUGUUUCAUUAACAAUGUAAGCUAGUUAGUUGUAUUAACAUGUACUUUUUGGCCUUAAUUUUGAUCCGAUUCGAUUCAUUUUAAAAAAGAUCUGUAAUUUAAUAUUUUAUUAAAUAUUAUACAAAUUUGUAAAUGUGUGUAGUCGACAACAUAAAUACACACACACACAAUUAUUUCAAAAACUAAACAAAAAAAAGAUAGCAACAAAGUAAUUUUUGUUGAAGAAAAUACACUUUUUGCACUAUUUUUUUAUGAUAAUCUAUGAUCGGAUGCCGAAGAACAUAUAAAGUGGAUGUAAAAUGUGCAGAUCCAAGAGCAGAAAAUUAAACUAAAACCACAAUAAGCUAGGCGGCAGAUAGCUCAUCAUCAUUAAUUGUUUAGAAUUUCGAAAACUGCAGCAAAAGCAACAAAACACACACUCUAAACCAAACAACCAACAGCAGGAACAACACGAAAACAAAUAAUAUCAAAAUGAAUCAAAGAAAAAUAAAAAGAGGAAGAGCAUUAAAUACAAACAAAAAUUAAAUCAUACUAUGUCGGAAGCAAACUGUCGGUAUAUCAGGGCCCAUUACCAGAUGCAAUUUAUUUACUUUCUUUCACCUAUUCCACAGCACAUGCCCCCAUGCCAUGCCAUGCCAUGUAUGAAUGAAUGUCCCCUGUGCCCCUAUUGUUUAUAUAUUUCUAUGCAAAAUCGUAGAGUGGGAAUCGCAAUUUAUUAUAGUUCGUUUAUCAAAAAUCAUUUCCAUCGGAUAAUGAUUGCAGGUGUCUGCAAUGUUAGCUUUAUGCUUCCUGCGAUUUAUUUUCCUUCCAGUCGACUUAUGUUUAGUUGAGUUAUAUAUAAUCAAAUUGUCAAAAACCACUGAUCGUAUAUGGGUAUUCAGGAACUGAGAAAUACGUUGCCAGUAUUGCUAUCCCUCUUUAUCUCAUGCUGAAAUGAAUUAAGAGAAUUAAUGAUUCAAAGUUGUGGACACCUGUCAGUUUAUUCGAAAUUAUACUCUAAAAUUGA